This is a messenger RNA of Epinephelus fuscoguttatus (brown-marbled grouper), 2486 nucleotides long. RefSeq names its product high mobility group protein B2-like. Lineage: Eukaryota; Metazoa; Chordata; Actinopteri; Perciformes; Serranidae. Bases 50 to 655 code for a protein of 201 amino acids. Gene Ontology annotation, molecular function: DNA binding, bending. The record is from RefSeq and is a predicted model, not a curated record. The transcript has 4 exons. Gene Ontology annotation, biological process: regulation of transcription by RNA polymerase II.
UAUCUGUACCCAUCUGUCUGUCUGUCUGUCUGUCUGUCAGGCCGCCAGUAUGAUGCGUAAAGACGUCAACAAGCCGAAGGGGAAGACGUCGGCGUACGCCUUCUUCGUCCAGACGUGUAGAGAGGAACACCGGAAGAAGAACCCUGAGCAGUCGGUCAACUUUGCCGAGUUCUCCAAGAAAUGCUCCGAGAGAUGGAAGGCUCUGACAGCCAGUGAUAAGAAGUGUUUUGAGGACAUGGCAAAGGCUGAUAAGGUGCGUUACAACAGAGAGAUGAGAGACUACAUCCCCCCCAAGGGCUUUGGAAAGAGGGGGCGCAAGAGGAAAGACCCCAAUGCUCCCAAAAGACCCCCGUCUGCGUUCUUUGUGUUCUGCAGUGAGUACCGUCCCAGUGUGAAGCAGCAGUUUCCUGGUCUGUCUAUAGGAGACUGUGCCAAGAAACUGGGAGAGAUGUGGAGCAAACUGUCCCAGUCUGAGAAACUGCCCUACGAGGAGAAGGCCCAGAAACUACGAGAGAAAUACGACCGGGACAUGGUGGCGUACCGUGGCGGCGGAACGUACGCCAGCAGGAAUCCUGGCUCCUCAGCUCAGGGAGGAGAGGAAGAGGAGGAUGAUGAGGGAGAGGAUGAAGAUGAAGAGGAGGAGGAUGACGAGUAGAAACGAAGAGCUGCAGCUGGAUGAGAGAAAGAGAUACGGAGAGUGUGUGAGACAGGUGUGUGUGUGUUUCAGAGGACGAGACAGAUGAGGAGUCUGACACGGACCAGACACACUGAUGCUGUCUAAUACACACACACACACACACACACACACACACACAUACAUACAGGUGUGUUACACACUGACACAGCUCAAAACACACAGGUGAGUCACACAGAGGUGUGUUAUACAUAGACGUGUCAAAUAAGUGACUUACACACUCGUGUAUGUUAGACAUCUGUGCUACACACGGGUGUGUAACAUACAGGUGUAGCCUAUACACCUGUAUGUAGCAUACCUGUUUGUAUCUCGCCUGUUUGUAACUCCGAAAGUUGUUGUUCAGAAAGGAAGUGAAGCUCUGAGCGUGGCGGCCAUGAUGACUUCCUGCUGCAGGUGAUAUUAGGGAGAGUAGAAGAAGAAGAGGGACAGGUGAGGGUGAAGGUAAGCUCAGCCAGCUGCCAGCCAAUCAGGAGCAGCUAUUCUGUGACAGAAUCAAUAGUAUUAACUGUUCAAAAGCUUUGUUGUGAUUGGUGUAAAGUCAUGUGAUGUCAUCAUAGAAACCGGACCAAAGUCGGGACAAACGCUCACCUCGUGUUUUUAAAUGUUUUCCAUAUGAUACACUAGACUGUACCUGCACCAGACUGCACCUGCACCAGUCAGACUGUACCUGUACCAGACUGUACCUGCACCAGAGUCAGACUCUACCUGCACCAGACUCUACCUGCACCAGUCAGACUUUACCUGUACCAGACUGUACCUGCACCAGUCAGACUUUACCUGUACCAGAGUCAGACUGUACCUGUACUGGACUGUACCUGUACUGGACUGUACCUGUACCAGAGCCAGACUGUACCUGUACUGGACUGUACCUGUACCAGAGCCAGACUGUACCUGUACCGGACUGUUCCUGUACUGGACUGUACCUGUACCUGUGCCAGACUGUACCUGUACCGGUGUCAGACUGUACCGGUGUCAGACUGUACCUGCACCAGACUGUACCUGCACCAGUCAGACUUUACCUGUACCAGACUGUACCUGCACCAGUCAGACUUUACCUGUACCAGAGUCAGACUGUACCUGUACUGGACUGUACCUGUACUGGACUGUACCUGUACCAGAGCCAGACUGUACCUGUACUGGACUGUACCUGUACCAGAGCCAGACUGUACCUGUACCGGACUGUUCCUGUACUGGACUGUACCUGUACCUGUGCCAGACUGUACCUGUACCGGUGUCAGACUGUACCGGUGUCAGACUGUACCUGUACCAGACUGUACCUGUACCUGUGCCGGACUGUACCUGUACCAGACUGUACCUGUACUGGACCGUACCUGUACCGGUGCCAGACUGUACCUGUGCCGGACUGUACCUGUGCCGGACUGUACCUGUACUAGACUGUACCUGUACCGGUGUCAGACUGUACCUGUACCGGUGUCAGACUGUACCUGUACCAGACUUUACCUGUACUGGACUCUACCUGUACCUGUGCCGGACUGUACCUGUACCGGUGUCAGACUGUACCUGUAUUAGACUGUACCUGUACCUGUAUUAGACUGUACCUGUACCUGUAUUAGACUGUACCUGUACCGGUGUCAGACUGUACCUGUACCGGACUGUACCUGUACCAGACUGUACCGGACUGUACCUGUACCGGACUGUACCUGUACCGGACUGUACCUGUACCGGACUGUACCUGUACCGGUGUCAGACUGUACCUGUACCAGACUGUACCUGUACCGGUGUCAGACUGUACCUGUACCGGUGUCAGACUGUACCUGUACCGGACUGUACC